This is a messenger RNA of Zerene cesonia (dogface butterfly), 810 nucleotides long. RefSeq lists its product as uncharacterized. NCBI's taxonomy places the organism in Eukaryota, Metazoa, Arthropoda, Insecta, Lepidoptera, Pieridae. The transcript is spliced from 4 exons. The record is from RefSeq and is a predicted model, not a curated record. The coding region runs from base 54 to 542 and encodes 162 amino acids.
UUUACAUUCGUUCCGCGGCACGAUCACCACAUACAGUUCUCGAAAAUAAUAAAAUGUCACCCUAUAUGUUAUCAUUUUUAAUUGUGUCUGCUCUUGUAGCUACUACUCAAGGUGCCCAAGUCCAACCAAGUAACUAUGAUAUAAGCAGAAAUAAAAUAUCAACUAGCAGGAACGGCGCUGGCUUCGGACAAUAUCCUGGGCAAUAUCCGGGACACGGACAAUAUCCUGGACAGUACCCCGGCCAGUACCCCGGAAAUGGGUUGUAUCCAGGGCAAAACCCGGGCCUUCAGGGUCCGCCGGGCGCUCACCCGGGCUGCCCGCUUUGCGACUCUUCCGUCUACAGUUAUUGCUCCCACAAACAAGUACAUGACUCGUGCUGUUGUGAAAACCAAGCUUAUCUUCCAUUCUCCUGCCGCAAAACGGACUGCAACUUCAUCUACGCGAACUCUUGCCAAGAAUACCACUUGAUCACGAAUUGCUGCUGUGUGGAUCUUCAGAAGAGUGCGCCAGUGCAAGCUGUUGUACCAGCUGUAGUUGUUUAGACACUUAAAAACGUAUUGUGCAGUUAUUGUACGGAAGUUAUCUCUAUAUACUUUGCACCAAUUUAAUUUGCCUUGAAAAAUUUAAAAGCAAAAUUUACCAUGAUGAUGGUUUGCCUUAAAGUGUACUAGGCGUAUAGAAAUAAAACGAAUGCCCUCUUUUGUUUAGGCAAAAUAAAUGUAGAAUUACUCUCAGACUAGGAAUCUGUAAUGUCAUUAACUGCACGGUGUCUUUUUACUUAAGUUAAAUCUAAGUUAAAAUAAACCUAGC